Messenger RNA from Scatophagus argus, 1332 nucleotides. It is a transcript of the gene c21h8orf33, whose product is annotated as chromosome 21 C8orf33 homolog. The transcript has 5 exons. NCBI's taxonomy places the organism in Eukaryota, Metazoa, Chordata, Actinopteri, Scatophagidae. The record is from RefSeq and is a predicted model, not a curated record. Bases 182 to 1144 code for a protein of 320 amino acids.
GUGGUAAGUUUCUGAACAUAACAUGUCUUCAUGGAAACCAAGAAACUGCUAGUAUUUUUGGAAUUAAUAUCGACUAAAACGUGGCCCAUGGACUAUGUGUGUAUCCCUGCAUCAUCGAGUUAAAUAGUUCAGUCUAACUGGCGCUUUUUGCUUGAAAUCCUGCCGCACGGGGAGAAUCAGCAUGACCGAGCGAAGGCUGCUGUUUCUAGAUAUUGAACCCAAGUCAAACAGCUCCGCUCCUGUCGACGGCAGAGCUGACAAGCCCCUCUGGGUUCCCAGCGACAACACUUUCAGGUUUAAUUUCCUCCCUGACAACUCACAAGGAUUUCAAGAAGAAACAUCUGCAUCUCCAUCAUCAGACAGGACCGAACCAGCAAGGAGCAAGAUUACCUUUACAGGACAGGGCUCUGCUUUUGCUUUCAACUUUCAGAUUCCUCCUGCUGCACCUGUAGAGCACAUGGAGACGACAGAGACCCCAGACACCUCUACUCCAGGCAGCCAACAAGGCACCCAAGGCGAAAAGCCUUCCCUGCUGCAAAAUGUUAGCUCUCCACCUGAAUCGUUGGUGCAGUCAAAAGCAAAGAAGAAGAAGAAGAAGAAAUCUGUGGUGGAAAAACCCUCAGAUAGCACGGAGCCACAACAGAAGCCAAGUUCAGCUGAGGGGAGUCAAGAAGGCGAGGACACGGAGCUGAGUGCAGAAGAGCAGCUGAACAGACAGCUGGACUGGUGCAUUGAGCAGCUGGAGUUGGGAAUGAGGUCUCAGAAGGGCACACCGAAACAGAAGGAGGAAGCCUCGCGUGCCCUGAAGACUUUACGAAGCUCCAAAGCUCCUCUGGCCAAGAAGAGGCAGGUGAUGAGAGCUAUGACUGGAGAUUACAGGAAAAAAAUGGAAGAAGAGAAGACAAAGCAAUACAAACUUAUUCAGAAUGAAAUUGCAUCAGCUAAGGUCAAAGUUGCAUCAGAGUCUCCAAAAAAGUGUGUUUUCCACCGGAGAGCUGGGGUUAAAAGCCAGACAUCAGCCACACAGGAGAAACUGCAACAAGCUGAAGGCCAGCAGACAGACCAGAUAUCACAGACUCAAGAGGAGGCAUCAGCGUUUGUCUUUACUCCAUCCAAGGAGGAGUUUCGAUUCAAUUUUCUCUGAUUUAUACUCUGAAGACACCUCUCUGCGUGCUGGACAUUCUUUGAGAUAGAAACAACAAAAAACCCCUGAAACGAGGGGCUCCACUGGAGAUGAUGGGAGAAAAAUGUCACUUACAAUCACAAUGCGAAUAUUAAAACAUUGAAAGUCAUUAUUUGUAACAUAUUUCGAAAAAUAAAAAGUUUUGUUUU